Calliphora vicina (urban bluebottle blowfly) is the source of this 1910-nucleotide messenger RNA. RefSeq lists its product as uncharacterized. Gene Ontology annotation, biological process: regulation of transcription by RNA polymerase II. Lineage: Eukaryota; Metazoa; Arthropoda; Insecta; Diptera; Calliphoridae. The transcript has 3 exons. Gene Ontology annotation, molecular function: DNA binding. Gene Ontology annotation, cellular component: nucleus; transcription regulator complex. The coding region runs from base 356 to 1663 and encodes 435 amino acids. The record is from RefSeq and is a predicted model, not a curated record.
CGACAACGAUGAUGAUGAUGUUGUUUGUUUGUUGUAGCUAGAGUCUAGAGAGCGCAGAGUGUGAGCUCUUCAGUCUGUUGUUUGCUGUUCAACGAGAGUGUUUGCAAUAUUUUUUAAACGCGGCAAAAAAAUUAACCAAAAAAAAAAAGAAAACAAACUAAAAUUACAACUACAACAAUAAAUAAGCUAUAUAACAAAACAGUGUUGUUGACAAAAUACAUUAAAUAGUGUUUUUUUUUGUUUACAAAAAUAUUGAUUUUUUUGUUGUUGUUGUUCAUUGUGCAAUCAAAAAUAAAAAAAAAUAUUAGAUAAACAUUAGCAAUUUGUUGCUGCUGCUGCUAACUAAAAACUUAACAUGUCCGAUACCACAAAACCCGAUCAUUAUAAUAUCAAUGCGAAAAUCUGCCGUUUGGUGGAGCAAUAUCCCUGCAUGUAUGAUCGUUCGCAUCCCCACUAUUUGAAAAAAGAUGUUGUUGACCAGGCCUGGAUAAAAAUCUCCAAAGAAAUGAAUGAUUCAAUAUCAUCCUGCAAAGAACGCUGGCGCAACAUACGCACCUCCUAUGCACGCUCCAUAAACGUCAAUAAAAUACCAGCCAGCGCCAAUCGUACCAAACCCUAUUAUCUCCAUGAAGAGCUACAGUUUCUGGCUGCACAUAUAACACCCGGCAUACCAGUGUCCCGCCGAUCAGCCUCCAAUUCCUACAAUGGCACAAAUUCAUUCUACACUUCGCCGCACAGCGAAAAGGGUGACAUACCCAAAGUCUCGCUGUGUGAUGAGUCCAUUGAUAGUUAUGCCGCUGUAAUGCAUGAGGAAAUGGAGGAUAAAUCUCAGUACAAUCAAGAGGAGCGCAGUAGCAGUGUGGCCAGUGAGGCAACCUCUAAGAAUACCCAAGAAAUGGAACAAGAUUUACAGCAAUUAGAGACAGCUGUUGUGCAGCAAUCAACACCCACAAUGCAACAGCAGCCAUCACCACAAAUGCUGGGCCAGGAAGAAGCGGAACCAGAAGAACCUGAAUUCCAUCCACCGGUAGUGCAAAUCGAAGAGGAUAAUGUGGAAAUACCAGUGCAAAAUAUUCGAAGAGAUUCCAUCAAUUAUGCCUGUGCGCCGCCCAAAAAGAGAUUAAGGGUCAAGGAUAAUUGUUAUGCCUCGGAUAAUUUCAUAGAUGCUAAGCCUGAUAUAUUACCCCAGCACGAUUAUGAUGGCAUUUUCCUGCAAGGCUUAUUACCCGAAAUGAAGGCCAUGGAUUUCCGGCAAAAAAUCAUUUUCAAAAGACGUAUUUAUGAGGUUUUAGGCGAAAUAUUUGAUAAUUCCUCACAAGCCUCCUCAACCACCUCCAAUCAAAUACCUCACACUAAUAAUGCCUCCUCUUCAUGCAGUUCUGUACAAGCAGUAAAUCCCUCGGAUUUGAAUAUGUUGCGACGACUAAAUAAUCUCUUGCAAGAACCCACUAACAGCCUCAAUACUACCUCAACUCCAGCUAGAUCGGCCAGUAUUUCCUCUACCGUACUCUCCUCACCUGCCUCACCACACUCGGCAACCAUGCCCACAGCGAAAAUAGGCGCCACCACAAGAUCCUCAGCCAGCAUAACACGCGGCCGCCUAAGCAAUGCCAAUGUGGUGAUACCCUCCCAGAAUGUCAAAGAGGAGCCGGAGGGCAAUUGACAAUUUUGAAAUAUGUUUUUUUGUAUUUGAAUAAUGUUUUAUUGUCCCGCCUGUAAUAGUAUGAAUUUGUGUAAAUAUGUAAAUUAAGUUUAGUUUGGUUAUAAUGAAUUUUGAAAAAAAAAAAAAAUAAGAAAAGUAAAAUGCAGAAUUAAAGUCAUUAGUUUUAAAUUAAUUUGUAAUUUUUAACAAAACUAAAUAGUACAAUCAAUGAAAUAAAUUUAAUACUAACUAAGUAAGGAAUAUAUAA